CCCUCCACAUUUAGCACAGACAAAAAGAGGAGGCCGUACGAUCGCGUACGCGCAUUCGGGUGGUGCUUAGUUUUUUUUUAUCACUGGAACUGUCCGAAACGCCUAAUCAGCUGUCUCAUUGUCACAGUGAAAUGGUGUGGGUGAGUGAAUAAUUUGCGAGUGUGAAGUUGGAAAAUAAUCAGGUGUUCCCUGACGGUGAACUGCCCCAGAGGCAAUGACUCGUUCCUGUGCAAUAAACUCGUGUAGAAUAGUGUCAAUUUAACCACGUAAUCAAUCACCAAUUUUCAUCAUAAGAAAAAAUGGCAACAGCAGCAAGACAGUAAUGCAUCAAUUGACGUCGCCAUUUAAUAACCUAUUUCCGCGUAUUUUUCAAGUAAUAGUUGAAAAAAAUCAAGGACAAAGGUUGCAAGGAUAAUUGACGAGGUCGUACUUGUCGGUGGAGAAUACGAGAAUACCACAUUAUCACAAUCGAUUUACGUAGUUGGAUAUCCAACUGUUUUGUGCAACCCAGUGUUUUCGUGGAAGGAGAGAGAGAUUAGAGAGCAACGGAAGCAGAAGAAAAACAUUUGGUUUUGCGAAGGCGGAGGACAGUUUCCUUUGACCUUGACAAUUUAUAGAAAUGACUGAUUUUCGAACGUGAUUUUUCAACCGAGGAGUUUUUUUUAGAUUCGUUCGGUCAAGUCGAGGAGAUUUGGAAUUUUUUUAACACCGUUUGAUUCAUGUCAUCGAAUUAUCAGUGAAGAUGAGCUCUGUUUGGAAGAGAUUGCAGAGAGUCAACAAGCGAGCGGCCAAGUUCCAGUUUACGGUUUCUUAUCACGAGUUGAUGCUGGAAACGACUUCCAAGUGGAAACCUAAUAAGCUGAGUGUAGUAUGGACGAGAAGAAGCAGAAGAGUGAGUUCGGAGCCCCUCGAGUGGGAGCCAUGUCUGAGCGAUCCUUUAAUUGGCAUUGUCAGCUGGCCAGUCCCCGACAAUCACACUGUCUCUGUCACUCUCUUCAAAGACCCUAGAACCCACGAAUUGGAGGACAAGGAUUGGACAUUCGUUGUGGAAGAUGUAUCACCAACUGGUAAAAGACGUCAUGUGGCUGCUACGAAUAUCAAUAUGAAAAAAUAUGCAACCCUUGAGUCUAGUCAGCAACAAUUGAAAUUGGACUUGAAGCCAACGUCCAAGAAAAUCGUUAGAUCAACCAUUGAAUGUACUUUGUCCUGUGUCUUUCUGCGCGAGGGAAAAGCUACGGAUGAAGACAUGCAGUCAAUGGCAAGUUUGAUGUCCGUAAAUAACAACAGUGACAUAGCCCCCCUGGACGAUUUUGACAAUGAGGACAUCCCCGAGGACGUUGAGGAGGUGUCCUUGAAGAAUCUCGACGAAAUCCUAGACAUAUCAACGCAGAUUGACUUGAUGACGAGUAGUUUAACCGAGAGCGAGGUGCCCAGUACCCCAAUCAGUAUCGCAAGCUUAGCAAAAGACGAUGCAAUAACCCCUACGAAUAUCGAGUCACGACUUCCUCGGGGCUUGAGUGCUAGUGCCAUCGUCGACAACAUUCGGGAUAUGUCUCCCAUAAAGAAUGAGAUUGCCGUUGAAAACGAUAAGAACACAGCGAUGAGAUCUAAAUUACAACCCUUGGAUCUGAAGAAAAACGAAACAGGUGUUCCAAGACUAAGAGAGAUAACACCUGGUCAGGAUCUUCUCGAGUGGUGCAAGGACGUGACUAGAAAUUAUCCUGGUGUUAGAGUCACUAAUCUUACAACUUCCUGGCGCAAUGGAAUGGCUUUUUGCGCUAUUGUACAUCAUUUCCGACCUGAUCUCAUCGAGAUUGAUUCACUGCUGCCUCACGACGUUAAAGGAAACUGUAAAAAAGCAUUCGAUGCUGGUGAGGCUCUUGGGAUACCCAGGGUAAUUGAGCCGGCGGAUAUGGAUAUUUUAACGGUCCCGGAUAAACUCGCGGUUAUGACGUACUUGUAUCAGUUGAGGGCUCACUUUACUGGUCAUGAAUUGGAGGUCCAUCAAAUUGGUAAAACGACAGAUGAAUCAUCCUACAUGAUCGGCAGAUUCAAUACAGACAACAACUCCGACGUCAGCGUUCAAUUAUUUGGCCAGGAAAUCAUAAACAUGAGAAAGAAAGAGCAGCUGGAGCAGAGAGAGCGCAGAGCGGACAGCAACAGGCGAUCCAAUCCUUUUGAUUACAAAAGAGAAGAGUCCUGUGCUGAUUCACUUAAGCACAAAUUGCACUUGAGUCUGAGCACCGACAGCCAGGAGCAUGAAUUGGGUAAAGACAAGUCUCCGACAAGUGUCAAGGAUGUUAAGGACAUCAUUCUAGCGAGUUCGAAGAGCAUUCUUGGAAAAGUUCUGUCUCCAUCAAAGGAAAAGUACUCGUCGAGAGAAAAGAGCAAGUCUCCACCGCGAUCGGUACAUAUGCCUCAGCAACGCCCCAUUCUCAUGACCAGGAGACAAUUGACUGAUCCCUUUGGCUCUGAUGAUGAGGAGGAGAACAUCCAGGUUGUUGAUGAUAAAUUGUUUCAGAGUAUUUCUAUGGGGAAGUCACCAGUGUCUCCCAGAGAUGAGUUGAUUGACCGUGGCAUGCGGGCGAGCUCUGAAGGCCGUGGAACAAUAUCACCAUCACACGGAGACUCUCGUUCUCAACACCCAUUGGUAACGCGUCACGACGAGCUUCGGGAGCGUGCGAGACAGCUUCUGGAGCAAGCGAGAAGCCAGACAAAGACGUCGAACGUAUCAUCGCCAGUGUCAAGUCCAGUGGAGGCACAGAAUGACGAGGAUAGGCAGGCACAACUGCGAGAGAGGGCCCGCCGACUAAUCGCAGAAGCCAGGAUGGGUGUUGUUGUAACACCAAGUCAAUUGGUAGAUGAUAAUAAUAGCGACAGACGUUCUAUUGAUGAUCAGAAUAAUAGUCCGAGAAGAAGUAUGACUCCGUCAACACCUGGAGAUCGCCUGAGUAUAAAGUCUGAACACAAUGGAAAUGUUCUGGCAAAUGCCGUUGCAGUGGAUAGCGACAAGAAAACAAAUUCUCCACUGUAUUCGUUCUCAAAGAUUCUGGAAAGAAUUUCUCCUGAGAAAAGUCCUGAGAGAAGCCCUCACACAAUCAGAGGUUUAGGUAAAGACAUGACUUCUUACAUUCAGAAUGAAUUGGAAGCACUGGAGAGGGAGCAGAGCCAGAUAGAUGUGCAAGCAGCGAAGCUAGAGAAACAAUUACGAGCGGCCAUGGAGAGCGAUAAUGAGGAAGACACUGAACGACUGAUGUCUCUUUGGUUCACCCUUGUUAAUAAAAAGAAUGCCCUGCUUAGGAGACAAAUGCAGUUGAAUAUUUUAGAGAAAGAGGAUGAUCUCGAGAGGCGAUUUGAAUUAUUAAAUAGGGAACUGAGGAGUAUUCUUGCUGUGGAAGAGUGGCAGAAAACUGCGGAGCAAAAGAUACGGGAAAAUUUGCUGUUGGAGGAGUUGGUUUCCAUUGUUAAUAAGAGGGAUGAGCUAGUGCAUCAUUUGGACACACAAGAAAGAGCGAUUGAAGAUGACGAUGAAAUUGAAAGAGACUUGUCCCGGGCUGGACUAGCUCAGCGAAACAAAAAUUGCGUUAUCCAAUGAAUAAAGUGCUUGUAAUUUGAGCUUUAAUGUUGGAAAGUAUGAUGUUCACGUUGCUGUGGAGUUGCCAAAGAACAAAAUUGAACAUUGUUUGUAGAAUGGUACAUUCAAACGCCUCGUUUAGUUACCUCGCUCGGUUAUUUUCACUUGGAGAUGAAAACGUCUAUAAUUUAGUAAGUAAAUUCGAACAACAAAAUUUAGAGAAACUUAUCGACAAAUCAUGAAUAAAUUGAGGGGUAGGGGAUGAGUUACGAUAGGCGAAGGACCUUUUUAUUACGUGAUGAUUAUGGGUUUGAAGCUCUCUUUUGCUCACGACUUUAGAAUACAUUUUAAAGUUAUACUAGUGUUAAUUCAUUAUUUCAUUCGUAUUGGGGGUUUUCAUAAAUCGAAAUAAUAUCCACUGUUUAGAAAUAAUUUGAAUUAUCAUCGUCGAUUGAUCAUGUUCACAUAUGUGCCAUACGAGCAUCUCGGUGCAAUUAUUUCUAUUCGGAAAAAAUGCAUAAUUCACUGAUACGAAUUUAUAUUUCAUUGCUCAUUUCAUUCAUUCAAGGCUACAAGUGUUUUUGUACUCGAUUGACUGUAUUUUGAGACAAAAUAUGACUGUUUCCAUUACUAAAGUUCAUCCCAGCAUUACAUUCACGUCAGUGUGAUUCAAUAGAAUGAGAAAUUGCAUAUGCCGUUCAACAACAAAGUAAUUAAUUCAAUUGGAGAAAUUAUCAAGAAAACAACGUAAGGGUAUGUGCAAUUACUUAAUUCGUCCUCUUCAAUCAGUGAUUUAGUGUGCACGUUUUUUAUUAAUAAUGAAGAUUCUAAAAAUUGUAUCAAAGAACAAAUUGUGUGCAAAUAUUUUUUUAAUUCGCUUUAACGAAAAAUUGAUCAAGAAAUUUUUUCUAAUCGCAAACAGAAAAAGUAUUUGCCAAAAGAAAUCCCUGUGAAUGCUGUUGAUUGAUUUAAACAUAUAUAAUACCUUCAGUUUGAACUAACGACUGGAGCAUAGUUACUUUACAUUGUUUCGAAAAUUCGUUGAUUGUUUUUAUUUCACGAUAGAUUUUGACUGGUAACUGAAUCCACGAAAUAAAAGAACAAAGCUUUAAAAAUACUAUAAAUAAAUUAUAUAUAAUGCGUGAAGCUUAUUGUCUUAAAUGAAUAAAAGUAAAUCGUCCACAUGAUGUAAAUAUUUGCAAGCGAAAUGAAAUUAACAUUAUCGAAUUUAUCAUUUUUAUUAGGGAAAAUUAUUUAACAUUUUCAUCUCUGUAAACGCCACUCUCGCCUCUUCAUUCUAGUUUUAUUUAUCGUUUAUUGUAGAGCUUAUGAAUUCAGUAAAUAGGGAAUUUUUAAUUUUGUGAAAUCAAUAAAGUCAUUAAAUUCAAAUAAAUCACGACAAAUCUCAAUUCAUGAUAGUACGUCCAGAAAUUCCUUACACACGGUUACUCGAGGGAAAUACGAGAGAUUGCCGCAUGAAAUCUAGAAAAAAUCCUACCCAUCCCUGAAACCCUAUAAUUGUAAUGUAGUAGAUUAUGGUAUGACGACGAUAGGUAGAGGAUUGUGAGGAGUGUGAAGCUUGCAGUACAAGGCGUGUCAAGUUGAAGUCUGAAAUAAAUAGCCCAAAGUUAAGAAAGCUGAAAAGGAGCUGAAAAGACACAUAACAAAAUCCGUUAUAACAAAAUAAAAAAAAAAUUGAACGCAGUAAAUAAUUUUCAAAUAAACCCGCGCAGUGAGUAAAAUGGAGGGGGAAGGUAUAGCUUAAAUGGCGGUGGGUUACUUCCGGUAUUGAGUACAGUAUCGGCCGCCUCGAAAAUCAUUUGGUUUACCAGCCCACUGAAACUCACCUAAAACCCAUAAGGAUUUGCUGCCCCGUUAUUGUCACCGAUCCAGAUGGCGCAGGAUGUUAUAUGCUUUAUCCCCUCCCUGCGAUUUUCAUCCCCACUCCUCGAUUUCUAUGACAAAUCCUCAUAUUGAAUGUGCGUUCAAAUUGUGUUUUUCUUUCUGUGGUUUUUGCGAAAAAAAAAUGCCAUCUUGCGCGGUUCAAGGAUGCAAAUCGGGUUAUAAAACGAAUCCCGAGAGAGUACAUUUUUUUUUGAUUACGAAAAAAAGAUUAGCAGAG
This is a messenger RNA of Diachasmimorpha longicaudata, 5696 nucleotides long. It is a transcript of the gene Ehbp1, whose product is annotated as EH domain-binding protein 1. The transcript is spliced from 9 exons. Lineage: Eukaryota; Metazoa; Arthropoda; Insecta; Hymenoptera; Braconidae. The record is from RefSeq and is a predicted model, not a curated record. Bases 743 to 3595 code for a protein of 950 amino acids. Gene Ontology annotation, cellular component: microtubule organizing center; filamentous actin. Gene Ontology annotation, biological process: actin cytoskeleton organization. Gene Ontology annotation, molecular function: protein binding.